Gekko japonicus is the source of this 891-nucleotide messenger RNA. RefSeq names its product nicotinamide riboside kinase 2 (gene NMRK2). The record is from RefSeq and is a predicted model, not a curated record. Gene Ontology annotation, cellular component: cytoplasm. Lineage: Eukaryota; Metazoa; Chordata; Lepidosauria; Squamata; Gekkonidae. The transcript has 8 exons. The coding region runs from base 124 to 726 and encodes 200 amino acids.
AGCCUUUUUCCUGAAUGAAAUAGUUCAAGCAAAGCAAAAGGCAGAGCAGAAGAUCUUUGCUCUCUUGCAUUACCCUCUUCCCACCUUUAUUUCUGCAUUCCUACCCAAAGAAGAAACAGGAAGAUGAAAUACAUCAUUGGAAUAGGAGGCGUGACCAAUGGUGGGAAAACCACUCUGACCAAUAGACUUAUCAAAGCACUUCCAAACUGUUGCGUUGUCCAUCAAGAUGACUUUUUCAAGCCACAAGAUCAAAUAGAAGUCGGGGAAGACGGCUUUAAGCAAUGGGAUGUUUUGGAGUCCUUGGAUAUGGAAGCCAUGGUGAGCACUGUCCAUGCAUGGAUCGAGAAUCCCGUGAAGUUUGCCCGAUCGCACGGAGUGAGUGUUUCACCCAGCAUGAAGGAGCCCAACUCUGAUGAUGCCCACAUACUGAUUGUUGAGGGCUUUCUGCUUUACAACUACAGGCCGCUGAUGGACUUGUUCGACAAACGGUAUUAUCUGGCAGUCCCGUACGACGAGUGCAAACAAAGACGAAGUACACGUAGAUAUACCGUUCCUGACCCCCCCGGUCUCUUCGAUGGCCAUGUCUGGCCCAUGUACCUGAAACACAGGAAGGAAAUGGAGGCCAGUGCAGUCGAUGUCGUUUAUCUGGAUGGACUGAAGUCCAGAGACGCUCUUUACAUGGAAGUAUUUGAAGAGAUACAGAACAAGCUUCUUAACGCUUCAUAGGGUCUGUGGAAAACUGGAAGGUCCUUGUACAGAUUUGAUGUAAAUACUGUAUUAAUAGAAAUGUGUAGACUUUCUGAUACUGUCCUUUGGAAAACAAAGCUUUGUAUAUAAUUGAAAGGUAACUUAUUGACAAUUUGGCCCUGGACAAGUUUUUUUUUUUUUUUU